AUGGCCUCGACGUGUCAGCAGCCUCUGCUGGGACCACCCGCUAUCAUCGGCUUGACGAUCGCCGGAGUGGUCGCGGUCGAGGCGAUUCUCCUCGUUCUCGGCUGGCUCAUCGUCAUACGAACACGGCGACCAAAGCGCUCCCGAACGAAGGGGAGGAGACGAGCAACGGAGGACCGCACGAGACGCGAUGAAGGGCGACGAGCUGAAGAAGGAGUGAUUGCGGAGCGCAGUCCAGCAAGCGGGAGGGGCAGCUUCUUGCAGAGAUGGAUUGCGCGGGAGGGGAACAUGGUAUACAGUCCGGUCAGAGCGGUGGAAGAACCGGAGGAGCGGACGCUGGUCGACCAAGCUGUACCAAGCGCUCCCAAGCUCUAUCUCGUCCCGCCAGCGAUCCAACAUCCAACGCACCUCUACCCUCUCACUCACGUUCCCUACGACCACCCUCUCAUUCCGCCUCCUCCUCCGUCUUCGCUCCCGCCACAGCUUUCUUGUUACUCCCCAGACCACAGCAGAGCGACCCAUUCUCGCACCAUUACGGAUACCAACCUCGUCGCCUCAUCCGCGACGGUAGAGUUUGGACGGGUGUAG
Molecule: messenger RNA, 585 nt
Organism: Rhodotorula toruloides NP11
Lineage: Eukaryota; Fungi; Basidiomycota; Microbotryomycetes; Sporidiobolales; Sporidiobolaceae
Exons: 3
Coding region: 1-585 (194 amino acids)
Source: RefSeq, a predicted model, not a curated record